This is a messenger RNA of Symbiodinium pilosum, 702 nucleotides long. The record is from the annotation of a GenBank genome assembly. NCBI's taxonomy places the organism in Eukaryota, Dinophyceae, Suessiales, Symbiodiniaceae.
AUGAACGAUGAUAAGGCGCAGCUUCCGCUGCCCUCCAUGGCUCUGGGCGCCAGCGACGCUGUGAAGACGGGGGACUGGACCAUCGUCCUGGGCAACCCGCUUGGCUUGCAGAACACGUGCACCCUGGGCAUCGUGUCAUCACUUGAUCGCUCCACCGGCGAGACUGGCUUCGACUGGAUGAGACACCCCCUGAUUCAGACGGAUGCUGCCGUCAACCAAGGGAACAGUGGCGGACCUAUGCUGAACGAGAUCGGCGAGGUGAUAGGCAUGAUCUCCAUGCGAGCGCUCUUCGGUGAGGGCAUUGGGUUCGCUAUCCCGGUGGAUUCAAUCAGGACAGCUCUCCCUAGCCUCCUGAGCGGCAAAAAGGUCCCUCGGUCGUACAUCGGCGUGAAGAUGGCCAUGCGGGAGGAGUCUGGCAGGGAGCAUGCCGUGGUGGACGUUGUCCUGGACGGAAGCCCUGCUGCAGAAGCCGGUCUGAAGGUGGACGAUCAGAUUGUGGAAGUGAACAGCCGCAAGGUGCGCCACUUCGAUGAGGUGCAGCUGGCAGUGCGCUCGCUGCCCGUGGGUACCCGCAUGAAGCUGAAGGUCAGGCGCGGUGAGAAGUCUACAUCAGUUGUUGUCACCACGGCGGACAUUCGACGACUUCGGGAGGCAUCGCCAGCUUCGCCUGCGGGCCGACCACGUGUCGUCAUCCUUCCCUGA